UUUAAACUCAAACUGUAAUUGUUCAUUUAUUUUAAUUCAUGAAUGGUUCUUUUUUUCCCAGGAAUUUAGUAUGAAGAGCCCAUUUAUUCUUUCUUGUGAAGGAACGCUGGCAACCGCUGACGUGGCCCAGUGACGCGUUCACCGGUCUUUCGUUGGAGUGGGGAAAUUGAAGUAUUCGAAACAUUCGAGCAUUAAAAUGAUUUUUUUUUCUUCAGAAACUGCUCCUUCACUGACUGCUGUCCCUAGGAUGAGAUUUUGACAGGAGCUUAAGUGUAUGUAUUGGCAACAACUUUAAAAGUUUUAUAUUUCCCGAAAGGCCGCUUUAAAAGUUUGGAAUUUACGCGAGGUACAUGAAUGCAGCUUUGCUCAAGCGCCGCAGGGUGAAAGGAAAUGGAGGAAUCGACUUGCAAGGAGUGAUUUUAAAACCCACUUUUAUCUUUGUAUUAUGAACGUUUCGAGGACUCGGGUGUUUUAUUUUAAAUAAUUUUUUUGAGUUUUCGUCUUUCCUGCUGAUUUUUUUUUGUGCCCGUUUUCAAAGUGUGUAGAAAUGCCUGGCGAGGUGAAGCAAAGAAAGAAAAAGCAAAGUGAUCAUGUCGCAGCUGAUCCUGCAAACAAACAAGACGAGGACAAAAAAGUGAAUCGUGAACGUGUCGGCACGCCUCCCAAAACUUCGACUUUGGACCUUAAAUUCCUCAUGUGCCUACUUUCGCUUGCGGUCUGCGCUGCACUCAGCUGGAUGGUGCUGCAGCAGAAUACAAGGUUCUCCCAAAUGGAGGAAAAAUUCGCACUACUGUACAGAAAGACCUCAAGUUUGUCCCUGAUCGAGGAGCAAGUAGAGAGGGUCACGCAAAAACUCGCCGCCUCCGAGGACGACCUCCAGGCGGUCCUCUCCGCCGUCUCUUCGGAGAGCGGGCUCCGGCGGGAUGUCUCAGCGCUGCACGUUGCCGUGGCGAUGCUGCAAUCAGAGGACAGUUCGGCGUCCGGCGACCUGCAGGCGGUCAAUGCUCGCUUCCUCAACGUGACAGAGACGUGGCAGGAGCGCCUUGCCGCCGCCUCCUCCGAGCUGGCCUCCCUCAAGGCCGAGUCCCGGGAAGCCCACGCCGGCGCCACGGAGCGGGUGAACGAGGCCGAGCGGCGGACCAGAUCGCUGGCGGAGAAGCUGGAGGAGCUGGAGGACAGCACCAGGAGGAACGCCCGAGCUAUGGAGCGCGCCGAGGAGGAUGACGCCAAGCGGGCUCAGGCGCAGCUGGACUGGAACACCCAGCAGAUCCACAAAAUGGACCAGAACAUCCACAGACUGGCGCGCCAGGAGGCGGAUCUUAGCACCCAGCUGCAGGAGCAACUGCCCCGGGCCAAGGAGUGCGAGGAGCAGCUCCCCCACGUGGAGGAGGCGCUGCGCUCCAUCGUGAAGCUGGGCGCAGACCUCAGCGGCGCAGAGAUCAAGAGGAAGAGCGAGCUGGCGGUGGUGCGCGAGGCCGUGCACGAGCUCACAAUGGUGCUCAGGGGGGAGCAGACAAAUGAGGAGGAAGAGGAGGAAGAGCCGGAUGAAGAGUGGGAAGAGCCAGCCGAAACGCCUCAAGAGGAUGUCGCACAAUGAUGUCACUGCAGCUGGGGGAAAGACUGGUCCCUGGUUUCACAUUUUUGGAUUUAUUUUCUGAGUUCUUACUGGAUUUUAUUAUAUAUAUAUUUUAAACAAUUUAUUCCGUGUUAAGUUGUGCAGCUGGACUGGUGCCGGUCAUUUGCAGGCGUGACACAUGGUUGACGUUUUACCAAUAAAUUCGAAAAUAAGCUU
Messenger RNA from Hippocampus comes (tiger tail seahorse), 1792 nucleotides. It is a transcript of the gene ikbip, whose product is annotated as IKBKB interacting protein. The record is from RefSeq and is a predicted model, not a curated record. The transcript is spliced from 4 exons. Bases 548 to 1597 code for a protein of 349 amino acids. Lineage: Eukaryota; Metazoa; Chordata; Actinopteri; Syngnathiformes; Syngnathidae.